Molecule: messenger RNA, 1053 nt
Organism: Aspergillus calidoustus
Lineage: Eukaryota; Fungi; Ascomycota; Eurotiomycetes; Eurotiales; Aspergillaceae
Source: the annotation of a GenBank genome assembly
AUGUCAUCAUCCAGAGCGUCUCACGAUAAGCGGUCUCGGGUUGUCAAAUUGCGAAACUACAAUGGAUCGUACAAGGUCGAUCUGGAUUCGUGGAGGAGUAAUUCUAUGGACACCCUCUUCGACGACGUGUAUGCUCAGCAGGAGGCUUACAAGGAUGAACUAGACUGGCUCGAGGAGGACGUUGAGGCGGCCAAAAAGCGUAGAUCGAAACUUGAAACCGAAUACAAGUCCCGGAUCGUAGACUUGGAGGCCAAGUUGGCCAAGCAGGAAACAAAGGCCAAGACAUCAAGCACUCGCGUCCUCGAGUUGGAAGCCAAGCUGGCAGCACAAGAACAACAACUGAACACAUCGGAGUCUCGCGUUUCUGAGCUGGAGACUACGCUACGGAAGCACGAGAUCAAACUACACGCGGCGAAAGCACAGAUUUCAGAGGUAGAGGCAAGGGCAAUGUCGCACCAAUGCUCGAACAGCCAAAACGAUACCAGCACAGUCAAGGUGGACGGGAAGCAUCGGUCAACUCCCGCAAGCGGCAGCACUUUCACCGUACCGGACCCUCCAAGGCUGGGGGACAAGGCGCAACUAAGGUUUUUGAACUGGAAGUACCUAUUGCAGCGGAAACUCGCUGCCUGUGAGGGAACCCCCGAUGCCACGACUUCUAGUCUCGAUUAUGUUAUCAGUCAGACAUCCGGUGAGGAUCAAGAACAACUUGUUGCUCGCCUCCGAAGUGUUGUCCUAAAACCUAUUACAAACGCCAAUGAAGCCAUCAAAUUCCUAGACCUGUUAUACAACGACCCGGAGCUGGAGACCAGAAACCCCCUCGACUUCAAGCCACCCGAUCAACCUCGUGACGCCUACUGGGCGGCGUUCAGUGACUUUGGGUGGAAUGCAGUGAAGUACAAGAUUCCAGAGGACGAGUGGGGCAGCAAGCUGCAUGAGUAUAUGCAGGUGCAAUUCGGCGACGACAUCAUUGGCGACUUUGGUACCUAUUCUGCCGGCCCCCUGAAGGAGGUAGCCAAGGAGAUCUACUUGAACGUACUCCGGCGGACCGAAUAG